Adineta ricciae is the source of this 594-nucleotide messenger RNA. Lineage: Eukaryota; Metazoa; Rotifera; Eurotatoria; Adinetida; Adinetidae. The record is from the annotation of a GenBank genome assembly.
AUGCCAGCGAAAAAGCAGACAACUAAUGACCAGCAAACACCGUCGAAAACACUGUUUCUCAUUCGUCAUGGUCAAUCGCUUGCCAAUCGUGAUUAUGACGAAUCUGUCGCCUAUCGAGAUGCUGGCUUAACAGACCAAGGCAUUGCUCAAGCCAGAGCUUUACAAAAGCAACUCGAAGCUCUACAAAUUGAUCUUGCUGUGGUCAGUCCGUUAACACGGGCAUUGCAAACAUGUCAAAAUGCACUACCACUGUCAUAUACCGGACCAAUUCUUGUCCUACCUGAAAUAACUGAAAUUUGCUCCUCGCAUUAUAGUUGCGGACAGAAACGUAGUGUAGUUCAACCCAAAUUUCCAGCCUCGUUCGAUUGGACCAAUGUUCCGGAAGAUGAAAUCUGGUGGUGGCAGUAUGAUAGGAAGCGUUGUGGUGAGAGCAAUGCUUACCAAUCGGCACGAAUGGAAAAAUUUCGUCGUUUCAUUCAAGAACGACCUGAACAACGCAUCGCAGUUUUCUCACACGGUGAUUACCUAUGGGAACUCUUGGAAGGCAAAUGUCCUUAUCCAGCUAACUGUCAAGUGACUACGUACAAGAUGUGA